AUGCCUAUUCGUAGAUACAAUAUGAUGUUUGCAUUUACAUCUAUGGCUGGUAAGACUGAUCAUGCCAUUAACUCUGGAGGUGGUCAUUAUGUUUAUCGAAUGCAUGGACAAAAUUAUCAUAUUGCAGGCAGCUUACUACCAGAGGAAGGUGAAUUACCGAAAUUUUGCCAAUUGUAUAUAUACGAUACAGAUCACGAGAUUGACAAAAGAUUCAAUGCAUACGAUUCAAAAAAGAAAAAGUCAACAUCUCAUAAUUCAAUGGGAAAUCCUUUUUCACUGGAGUUCUUGACUGUUCAUGAGCUAAUGGGUUUAUUGGAUUUUAUAAAUCCAUUAGUUAAGCAAUUUAGAAUGGCACGUGAUCGAUUUGGAUCGAAUCCAACAGAGCGUAUUAGGCUUAAAUUAAUUGGGACAAGAGAAAAGGACGGUAGACAGUAUAAUCUUCCUACCACAAGUGAGGUUGCUGCACUUAUUGUAGUUUACCGAAGACGCGACAACGGAAACAAUGUCGUGAAAAAUGGAUUUUCUUUGGACAAUAGAUAUGUUGUUCCAUAUAAUAAGACACUUUUAAAGCAAUACCAAGCCCAUAUGAAUCUUGAGUGGUGUAAUCAGCUUGGAUCGAUAAAGUACAUUUUUAAGUAUAUUAACAAAGGUCCAGACAGGAUCACCGCGUCUUUUUACGACGCCAAAAAUAACAAAAAACAACAUAAAGAAAAUAACGAUCGUGACGAAAUUGUUGAGUAUUACAAUUGUCGUUAUAUUUCUGCUUGUGAGGCAUGUUGGAGACUUUUUAGGUAUGACAUUCAUUAUAGAACACCACCUGUUGAAAGAUUGUCGUUUCACCUACAAGACAAACAACCUGUUGUGUUUAAACCAUCCCAACGUGUUACUAAUGUUACUAAUGUUGUUUCUAAACCAACUAUUGCUGCUUCUCAAUUUUUGGCCUGGAUGGAAUGUAAUAGCUACGACGAAAAGGCAAGGGAGUUAUCCUAUGUUGAAUUUCCAACUCAAUAUGUUUGGAAUAAAUCAGAUAAAGUAUGGACAAGAAGAAAAACAAAGACAAAGUCACUUGGAAGAAUUAAUCAUGUGUCUCCCAAGUCUGGUGAUGUUUAUUACUUGCGCAUUUUGCUCAACAAAGUAAAGGGUCCUACUUGCUAUGAAGAUAUUAGAACGGUUAAUGGGACCGUUUAUGACUCUUACAAAGAUGCUUGCUACGCUCUUGGUCUAUUAGACGAUGACAGAGAGUACAUAUCUUCUAUACAAGAAACACAUCAUUGGGCCACCGCUUCUUUCUGCAGGUCUCUAUUCGUUAUGUUGAUUACAUCAGAUAGUCUAUCCCGACCUCAUCAUGUUUUUAAAGAGACAUAUAAUUGUCUUUCUGAUGAUGUUGUUCACGUUCGUGAACAAGAAAUAGGCGUGAAAGGCUUGAAGCUAAAACCGGAAGCAAUUUACCACCUAACGUUGUCGUACAUUAAGAAAUCUUUAUUGAGCUGUGGACUGAGUCUUAAGCAAAUACCCAAUAUGCCAUUAUCUGAUCACAAAUAUAUUCAAGAUUCUUGCAAUAUGUUAAUUCAAGAUGAGCUUAAUUAUGAUUUGUCCAGUCUUGAAUCUAUCUGA
Molecule: messenger RNA, 1614 nt
Organism: Lactuca virosa
Lineage: Eukaryota; Viridiplantae; Streptophyta; Magnoliopsida; Asterales; Asteraceae
Source: the annotation of a GenBank genome assembly